Molecule: messenger RNA, 1570 nt
Organism: Perca fluviatilis (European perch)
Lineage: Eukaryota; Metazoa; Chordata; Actinopteri; Perciformes; Percidae
Gene: dmbx2
Exons: 4
Coding region: 219-1046 (275 amino acids)
Biological process (GO): regulation of transcription by RNA polymerase II
Molecular function (GO): DNA-binding transcription factor activity, RNA polymerase II-specific; RNA polymerase II transcription regulatory region sequence-specific DNA binding
Source: RefSeq, a predicted model, not a curated record
ACGACAAAGAGCGCUGGUGUGCGAGGGUUCAAGGCUCAAACUGGACUAGGAAAUACUGGACUACACUGCUCACCAGGUUCAGACUUCUGUGCGUAAAAGCGCACCUGGAUCUCACGCUCCAGUUUUUUCAGGUAAACAGCCGAGGACAUUUAACGACGUUUUUUUUAUUUUUAUUUUUUUUAUCACGGAAGAAAUCCUAGAAUUGGGAGAAAUUCAAUAUGAACUCCUUGAAUUUCCGCGGGCCGUCCAGCGGUGGUGUGUAUCCCCUCCACGGUGUUAACUCCAUGCUGUUCGACCUGCACCACCAGAUGGCGGAGCAGUACCACGUCUACUCUGCAGCCGGCCCUGCAGCGCACACUCUCUCUGUGGCUGAGAGACUGGCAGAGCUUAUCCUGGAGGCUCGGUAUGGCAACCAGCAGAAGCAGCGCCGCAGCCGAACGGCCUUCACCGUGUCACAGCUGCAGGCUCUGGAGAAAGCCUUCCAGCAGACUCAGUACCCAGAUGUUGGCAUGAGAGAGAGGCUAGCUGUCUGCAUCAACCUGCCUGAGGCUCGCAUCCAGGUGUGGUUCAAGAACAGGAGGGCAAAGUUUCGUAAAGGUCAGAGAUGCUCCCCACUCUCAAGAGACCACAGUCUGGAGGAGGCACCACAUCACAGCACCAUGGGACAGGAGGAAGUCAGGGCCAAAGACAAACAGGACAUCACCACAUCACAUGUUGACAGAAACAUCCCUCCUCUUCAUUGCUGUCCUCCUCCUCCUCCUCCUCCUCCUCAUCCUCCUCAUGUGGAUGAAACAAAGGAUGUUUGCCCACCUCUCGCUCCUUCAGACUCUGAUGUUUCACGGUGCCCCCUCCGCCUUCACUCUCCUCCACUUUUCCCCUUCAUGGCGGGGGAGCGCUACAGCCACCAGCCUCACCAGCCGGCUGUAGGAGUGCUGUCCACUGAGUUCGCCUUUCCCCCGGUUUUCUGGCCCAUCAUACAGCAGCAUAGCUCCACCCUGGGGGUUCAUCCAUCGUCAGUUACUAAAAACUGUAGGCUCUCCCUUUAGACUGCUUGUUCACGAAAGCUGUGCCUCACCCUCACCCGGGGCUGUAACUGUAGCCCUGUACACCUACAGUCCGAGAUCUCUGCUCCUUGUGGACUCAGGUACACCUGAAACAACCCUGUGUUGGAAAAAAAAACAAGGUGGAGAAGCACUUAUUGCCUUGUUCCUGUAAACCUGAUGACAGACAUAAUAUGACUUUUUAUUAUAGCUUUAUUGAAUGCCUGUCUGUCUAAAGGGAUGUAAAGAUGAACUGUCAUAUACUUUCAAGUCUAAUUUGGGUCUGCUCUCAUUAACAUCCUACAGGUUGCCAGUGGAGCGAGUUUGCUUGAAGGAGGCUGUUGUUUAAUCCAUCACAAGCAGUGUAAACACCACAUUUAAAGAUAUUGUUGUCUCCUUCAACAAUUUAGCUGGCAACACUGCCAAGGAGCUACACAGUAAUAAUGAUGGUAAACACAUGUGAGUGAAGUCCCUUAUUGUAACUAGGCACAGCAACAUAGAAAUGGAAAAUAAAAUGAUUUGUAUCUGAA